UUUUAUUUAAUUAAUCAAAAAAUUACAAUCACUUAUAAUAAAAUGCAGCACUGAUAAGGAUGAGCGACUAUGGUUGAUUUAGAAGCUGUACAAGCGUUUGGGGAAGCUCUCAAGAAGAACCUCCAGUGUCCGAUCUGUUUAAGUCUUCUCAAGAAUCCAACUUCAGGAGAUUGUCUGCACAAGUUUUGUAAGGUCUGCAUAGACCAGCAGAUUGUCAUCAGAAAGAAACCAAAAUGCCCUAUCUGCAACAAACCCAUAUCACGAAGGUCUCUAAGAGAAACGAGUGAGCUGACAUCAGUGUUACGAGGAGUAGAGAGUAUAUUAACCACUAUAAACUCUGAAGGGGCUGAGAGUGGUUCAGAGGAACCUAUUAUUCCAUUCUCCCAAUUCGAAUUAACAACCUGUAAAAGCCCAGAAAAAGUCACAGCAAAGGUUCUUCAAAAAGCACUAUUAACAACACCUUUAUCUGUGAACUCCGCAAGCAAUCAGCCACCAUCCUCCACUAUUACUCCAGCAGUGAGGAGUAAACCUGGUAUGGUUGCUAAUACCCCAGCACGGAAGUGGAAUGUAGCGGACACUUCCUCUUCUUCUUCUAGGAAAAGAAAGAAAACUGCUGAGACGGAGUCCCACAAAGGAGCACUAGAGAAGAAUAGAAUGCUACUUGAAACUAUAGAAAAAGGAAAUUUGGGAGAGAAAAGUAAGUUAAAGAAGUGUAGUCGGAAAGCAGUGGACAUAACGAAAAUGGAAUCUGAAGGUGAUGUGCUUAGUAAGGAAGCUACAACUACAACUCCACCGACCAUUAAACAUAACACAGACAAAAACAAAGAGAACCUUGUUAAAAUUUCCUUACCAGCUCCUUCUUCCUCGGACAAGAAAUCACUUCUGAACAGUGAGGAAUCAGUUGCUGCAAAGAGUAGGGCACUACAGAGACUGAUGAAGAAUGUUAGGAAUGUAGAGCAGAGUGGGAGAGUUUCCAACACCUCCCUGAACUCCACUUCGUACCAAUCCCCUAAACCAACCUCUUCUGUUGGUAAGAAAGUGUCCCCUUUCGUGGUGAAAACUAUCAACAAGAGUACCCCCUCCCCAGACAUCACCAUCACCAACAAACCAGUACUGUCCAGCAAACCUGGUAAGGCAGUUGAGUCAGAUGAGGACGACUCUCUGGAUAUAGGGGUCAAGAAAAAUAAAAACAAGAAGACAGAAAUCAAGAUAUUGUCUUCGGAGGAAGAUGAGAGUUCCUCUCCUACAACCUCAUCUCAUAGUAGUGAGUCGAGAAGGAAGUCUCUGAGAAGGAAAGUGGUAAAACCUCCCAUUAUUGAUGAUGAAGAUAGCAUAGCAUUUCAGAUACCUCCUAGGGAUGAAUCUGAACCCAACACUAUUGAUGUUCUGGAGAUUUCAUUUGGUCUAAGGGGUCCAUCAGAGGUUUUUAAAGAUUCGAUCUCGAUAAGUAACGCUAAAACAAAAUCUAAACCAUCAAAGAAAAUCGAUGUUAUAAAGAUAGGUCAGGAUGCUCGACAAAAUGCCGUGAAAUCCAUCUCUGAAAUUACAAAUGAUUUAGAUGCUUCUGGAGAAAGUGUAGAAAUGAUUGACAAUCUCCCUGCUCCCCCUGAAAUGAAUCAAGAUGAUGAUCUUCCUUCUUGUGGAUUUGAAUCAGAGUUAAGCAUGACGUUCACAAAUGAACAGUUCAAGGUAGCAGAAGUAAAGAAAAUGGUUAAAGAAUUGCCAAAACCCGAUCUUUCAAAUGUUCAACCGCAAAACGAGGCCAAGUCUCUGAGAAAAUCAGCACUUUCGCGACGAAAGGCUGACGAUUUAAAGGUUUUGGAAACACCCAACCUCCAAACUUUAGCACACUCAGAGCCACCCUCAGCCCCAGUUACACCCUUAUUUUGUGAAGCCAUAAAAUCAAGCAACACUGUAUUGGAAACCCCCAUGAUCCCUAAGAGAGAAGCAAUGGUGUUGGAGACUCCUGUUGUAAGUAUGAAGCCGAAGGAGACUAAGAAACGAAGUAUUGAGUAUGAUCCCAAGGACAAUGAUAAACCCAAACUUCUGCUGAAAAGAGGGCCAGACAUGAUAUCGGUAAAGACCAUGAUCGAAAAUCUCCUUUAACAGAACAUAAAAGAGAGGCCAAUAAGGAUCUUCAAAAUGAGGCUAAACGAGAUAAAUCUAAAAUGAAGGACUUCAUCAGCAAAGUCUCAACAACACCAAUUUCCAAAAGAAAUGACCACUGUACCCCUGUAUCUCGAAAAAACGCUGUUGUCGAAAAGUUUACACAAACCCCAACAAAGAUAAAACCAGCCCCAAACUGACAAUCGACAAGGAUGGCAACAAGACCAACUACACAAUUGAAAACAUAACUGGAGGAGGAACAUGUGCUGGUGGGGGAGGGGGUACAGCCUCAAAACUUACAAUCAUCCAGGAGGGACCAGGUAUCAUGUCCCCCAAACUAAUGAAACACAUUUACGAGGAUGUCCUCCACUCUGACCCUAACAGUUGUGAAGAUCUCAUUAACUCUCUCACUGCUGAUCGUCAAAAUUCUUUGAACAGUGUGCCAGUGCCAGACAAGUCCGCAUCAACAGAAUCACGUUAUAUUGAAGUGGAUCAUCAAGCUCUCAUAUUCGGAGACUCUGUGGAAACCACUGCUACAGAUAAUCCCAACCAGCCUGCACAACAAAUACAGCCUAAUAGUGACAACGCACCUGAUAGUUUGGAGGGAUUUACCUACAACAAUCCUCAGUUC
Molecule: messenger RNA, 2737 nt
Organism: Bolinopsis microptera
Lineage: Eukaryota; Metazoa; Ctenophora; Tentaculata; Lobata; Bolinopsidae
Product: breast cancer type 1 susceptibility protein homolog
Exons: 7
Coding region: 70-2106 (678 amino acids)
Biological process (GO): positive regulation of transcription by RNA polymerase II; double-strand break repair via homologous recombination; negative regulation of fatty acid biosynthetic process
Cellular component (GO): BRCA1-A complex; BRCA1-BARD1 complex; plasma membrane
Molecular function (GO): ubiquitin-protein transferase activity
Source: RefSeq, a predicted model, not a curated record